This is a messenger RNA of Culex quinquefasciatus (southern house mosquito), 531 nucleotides long. It is a transcript of the gene ND-B14, whose product is annotated as NADH dehydrogenase [ubiquinone] 1 alpha subcomplex subunit 6. The record is from RefSeq and is a predicted model, not a curated record. The transcript has a single exon. NCBI's taxonomy places the organism in Eukaryota, Metazoa, Arthropoda, Insecta, Diptera, Culicidae. Gene Ontology annotation, biological process: response to oxidative stress. Bases 79 to 456 code for a protein of 125 amino acids.
GUUUGUGAUUUUUUUUCUAAAGCAGUAGGCCUUGCAUCUUAUUUUUUCUAGUCGUUGACAACACGAAAUUAACCGAAAAUGACCCCCGGAAGAAUCGCCGCCGAAUCUGCGCUGCAACAGGUGCGCCCCCUCCUAUCGAUGGACCACCACGAGGCCCGGCGCAAGGUGCUGAGCCUGUACAAAACGUGGUACCGCGAGGUGCCGGCCAUCAUCCACAGGUACGACAUCCCCAAGUCGCGGGAACAGUGCCGGGCGAAGAUCCGCGAAGAGUUCCUGCGCCACCGGAAGGUGACCGAUUUGCGGGUGAUUGAUAUGCUGCUGAUCAAGGGCCAGAUGGAGCUGCGCGAGACGGUCAACCGGUGGAAGGACAAGAGCCAUCUGAUGCGGUACUGGAAGGAUGGGGUUGAGGCGAAGCCGAAGGAUUUUCUUUCACGGUUCUACGAGGGACACGAUUGAAAUUUUAAUCUAAUUGGUCAUUUUUAUUACAGCAAAAAAAAUUAAAUUAUGCAAUAAAUGUAAUCGAUGUAAAUA